Molecule: messenger RNA, 2033 nt
Organism: Pseudogymnoascus verrucosus
Lineage: Eukaryota; Fungi; Ascomycota; Leotiomycetes; Thelebolales; Thelebolaceae
Exons: 2
Coding region: 20-1690 (556 amino acids)
Molecular function (GO): protein binding
Source: RefSeq, a predicted model, not a curated record
AUUUUAGAUACACAACAAGAUGAAGCUGAAACUACAAUCCCUGUUGCUCCGCGUGAAGUCGCACCACGACCCGCCUCUGUCGCGGCAAGAAUCGAUAGAAGAUCGAAGCAGAACUAUACGAAAGAAUGUUUCAAGCUCAACUUUGGCCUCAGUGGAGACUAGUUCAUUCAAGGGCCUAGAUGGACUCCCUCAGGCCAUUAUACUCCAUAUUAUUACUCAUUUAUCAAUAAUUGACAUAUUCUCACUCAAAAUGGCUGGGAGCAACUCUAUCCUUACAGCUAUCCACAAACCCCCACGUCUUUCACUCGUGAAUUACCUCGAAGAGAUUGAGUUAUUUCGGCGUCAGGAUAUGCCAGACAAGACGCUACUGGAUAUCGCGGCGCUUAUGGGCUACGAUGCUCUUGUAACCGUGCUGUUAAAACGAAAACCACUGCCAUCGAUCGACUCGAUGUUAUCUGCCAUGGUCCACGCGUCUGCCCACGGUAACAACUCUGUCGUCAAGUUUUUUAUAGGGUCAAAAACGAAAAUUCUAGAUCCUCAGUUUACUUUCCGGCAUAAAAGCCCCAUCGCAGAAGCCGCCAAAAAUGGCAAUAGGUCUACCGUGAAGCUGUUACUUGCGUUGGGUGUCAGCCUUGAAAAGUCACAGUGGUGCUCGGAGAGAAUUGCUCUGAUUGAAGCGGCGGAGCAUGGAUAUGAAGACAUAGUCAAACUACUUCUCACACAGAGACUAACAGACUCUGAAUCUUGGGAGUAUAACUCCGUUGCUCUGCGUCUCGCUGCAAAAGCAGGUUACUAUGGCAUUGUCGAGGAGCUUCUGGAAAAUAUAGGGAAAAAUGAUCUCGACCACGUAGCAGUGAAAAGACGUGCAGUAUCCAUCAUAGAUUCACAGGACGAAGAGGGACGAACGACAUUACAUCAUGGCGUUAUGAAUGGGCACGCAAAAAUCGUCUCCCUUUUACUCAAUUCCGGGGCCAACCUCGAAGUGCAGAGUGCCAGGGAGCAUUUCGCACCUUCAAGCACUAUAUACAAUGCGCCGGUAUGGAGUUAUAGCGAAAACUGGACAGCACUUCACUUUGCAGCAGCAUAUGGCAAAGCUGACAUUGCCAUGAUAUUGCUUCAACAUGGGGCAAAUAUUGACGCCGUGGACUCGCAUGGCCAAACUUCCCUGCACCUUGCAUCGACGAAAGGAACAGUAGAAACAGUCCGUGUUCUCUUAGACUACUAUCCCAAGCUGGAGGCAAUAGAUAAUGUUGGUGCAAGAGCUUCACACAAAGCUGCCGCAAGUGGCCACUUAGACAUUGUUCGUCUCCUUAUCGAUCAAGAUUGCAGAAUCAAUGCUAUCACUUCACGUUUUGAGACCCUUUUGCACCUAGCGGUCAAAAAUCAGCACACAGAGGUAGCUGCUUUCUUGAUCGCCCAUGGCCUCGAUAUAGAUGCCGAAGACUCCAGCAGAAGGACCCCCUUACACCUGUCAGCGUUGAACGGUGACUUACCUACUACCGAACUGCUUCUAUCGUCGAACGCUUAUUUGCAAACUAAAGACAUUGGAGGCAAAACACCGCUUCAUUAUGCGGCUCGGUACUCAUCGAGGGUAUAUGAUUUGUUAUUGAGCCACGGAGCCAACCCCGACACAAAAGACCGACAGGGUGACACCCCUCAGUACGUGCUUGACCAUGGUCCAUAUAUGUAGUUAUCCAUCGUCUAUUGCCGCCUCUCUCACUACGAAUUCUUGUCGACCUCCUGUGUUGGAGAGCCGACAAGCCAAGUGUCGUCACACAUACCGCACUACGAACAACUCGAAUCCCCGCCUACUUCCAACAAGCUUUAACAGACGACUUGGAAAUUGUCAGCGUGGCAAUGGUUUUACAUUGUCGUUGUAAUUAUCAGCCUUGGGGAAGAGCUGUGGUAGAGAUGCCACUAUUGUCUCCGAGUUGUCUCCAUUGCAGAUGACUAAGCGUAACCUACCAAGCCGAGGCCCGAUCCAGAUAUCCAUUGUUGCCCCUCAUUCGACAUGACUUGUACCAGUAAAGAUC